UUUUGAAGGAUCCUAAUGAUUCUAUCUGCAGCAAAUCAAUUUACAUGCGUGAGGGCGAAUGAAUACGCUUGAUCCGAUGUAGCCAGAAAGGAUCCGAUGGCUGCCACAGCCCAGAUUAUCAACCUUUGCUCCUCCCCGUCGGCGACACAAACGAAGGGACAUGCACACCGUCUGCCCACUGUCUCUGCAUCACGAGCGCUUCAGGACCUUCAGUCCCAUGGACCAGAUGCCGUGAGCACCGGUCUGCAGCCUCUCGACUUUCUCGUAGCCGGCAAAGCUUCCGGUCAAGGCGGCUUCGAACGUGGCAAAGUUGGUGAGCUAUGGGGUCCAGUUGGCGCGGGCAAGACUACCAUACUGAUGCAAGCUGCCGCGAGGGAAGUAAUGCGAGGGCAUAUGGUGACAUGGCUCGAUGCUGCUACACCACUGUCCGGCCCGAGGCUACGCUCGAUGCUGCAGCGUCGGGCUGAUACCGCGAGCGACGGCUCUCUCAAUUCCAGUGAGCUCGAGGCCUGCAUGUCCCGCUUUUCCUACCGUGCUGUGCCAACGUUAUCACAUUUGCUGGCGCUAAUUCUUCACCCGAGAGACGGCUUCGUCCGAGAAGGCACGUCGCUUCUGAUAAUCGACGGGUUGAACUCUCUGAUCGACAAUGAUUACCCGCGCAUACUUUUCGCCAGUGGAAACAAGACCGAACAGCAGAAAUGGCAAGCCGGGCGUCGCUACACCGUCCUCGGCGCGCUGGUCGCAGGUCUAAACAAGCUAGCCGUCAUCCACAACUUAGCAGUUAUCGUUACGACAGGGUGUGCCUCCCGCAUGCGUACUGACAGCGGGCUUGGCUCAGCGCUUAUCCCGGGCGUAGGUGGUGCUGAGUGGGACGCUGGAGUCUGGACUCGCAUGGUCGUUCUCCGGGACUAUGCUGGGCGGUUCGCAGGCCUGCAGAAAUGCGGUGGCCGGAGCCUCAUUAGUAGGGAGGAGAUUGGGGAGGUAGGGAAGAUGGUCGGCUUUGAUAUCAGCGCUGACGGUGAGCUUGUGGAGCUCCGGGGCCGUGGCGCGCAAGUGAUUCCAACAGCCGUGAAGCGUAGCCCGGUCAAGCCUCGAAAGCGUACAUUCGAUGAGGUGGCCGAUUCGGAUGGGGAAGUGGAUGAGUACGGAUGGGCAGAGAUGGAUGAUGACGCUUUAGCUGCGGAGGCGAACAUUGACGAGCCGACUGACGCGGGUACCGCUACGGUGUAGCUCGCCCAAUAUUAUCACAGCAUUUGUUCUACAUGUACACUGCCUGCGGAAACAGCAGAUGGCCGAUCUUCAUGCUGCUAACCGCGCAUUUGUAGAGCUUCACUCAGUGCUUGCCUCCCGCUUGCGCGCCCUUCGAUUCCGACUCUGCUUGCUUGAGGAAGUCUUGUAUGAAGUUCUCCUCAUCCUUGCUGCUUGCAUUGAACUGCGGGCCCUUCUCGGUGGGCUUCUUGCUGCCGCCGCUUAGCAUAUAGCCGCCGACGAACAUUGUGGU
Baudoinia panamericana UAMH 10762 is the source of this 1501-nucleotide messenger RNA. RefSeq lists its product as uncharacterized. Lineage: Eukaryota; Fungi; Ascomycota; Dothideomycetes; Mycosphaerellales; Teratosphaeriaceae. Gene Ontology annotation, biological process: reciprocal meiotic recombination; meiotic DNA recombinase assembly. The coding region runs from base 97 to 1230 and encodes 377 amino acids. Gene Ontology annotation, cellular component: replication fork; Rad51C-XRCC3 complex; Rad51B-Rad51C-Rad51D-XRCC2 complex. Gene Ontology annotation, molecular function: four-way junction DNA binding; crossover junction DNA endonuclease activity. The record is from RefSeq and is a predicted model, not a curated record. The transcript has 4 exons.